Molecule: messenger RNA, 1343 nt
Organism: Chondrus crispus (carragheen)
Lineage: Eukaryota; Rhodophyta; Florideophyceae; Gigartinales; Gigartinaceae
Exons: 2
Coding region: 1-1236 (411 amino acids)
Cellular component (GO): cytoplasm; nucleus
Molecular function (GO): protein binding
Source: RefSeq, a predicted model, not a curated record
AUGCGGCCAGUCCGUUGCUACGUCGUGCACUUCCUUCGCAUUCCAUCUUGCCAUGGUUCAGCCCCGCCAUUCUUUUAUCCGCUCUCACCACCCUCCCCCUCGUAUCCCCCCUUCGCUUCCGUCGCCCUCCCUAUUAACAAAGGAGAAAGAGAGAGCGAGAGAGAAAGAGAGAGCAUAGCAGUCGCAGUCAUGUCUCUCAUUGCACACACGUCGACGAGCGAAUGGGCGCUCGCCGCCUCCACGCUGCAAUCGUUGCCGCCCGCAUCGCUGGCGUCCGAACUGUCUGCGACGGCAGGCCCAUCGGCGUGGACGCCGCUACAUUUUGUCGCGGCCGCAUCACUGGCACCGGCAUCGCUGAUGGAAGCGCUUCUAGCGGCAGGCGCGCCGAUCGACGCGCGGGCGUCGUCUGGCUCCACACCGCUACAUCUUGCAGCGUGGCACGGAUGCACCGAGCACGUGGAGCUGCUUGUUGCGCGCGGCGCAAGUGUGACGGCGCUGACGCGGGCGGGGCGCGGACCACUGCACUUUGCAGCGAGACGAGGGCACGCCGAGGUGAUCAUGGCUUUGGCGAGGGCAGGGGCAGACUUGAAUCAAACAGACGCCAAGGGGAUGAGCGCGCUGCACUUUGCGGCAGACGGUGGGCAUAUGGAGGCUGCGAAAGAGUUGCUGCAGGAAGGGGCGUUGGUGAUGAAGGCGGAUGACGGAAGGACAGCUGCGGAUGUGGCAAAGGGAGAGGUCGGAGUGGUGCUGGGGGAGACGAUGGGGGGAGUGGGGAGGACGAGGGAAAUGAGCGAUUUGGGGAGGGAGGUAGGAUGGUGGAGUGGGAGGAGGCUGGUGAGUGCUCUAACGAUGAGGGCCACUGAGGCGGUGAGGGGUGUGUGGAAGGCGGAAGGGGAAGUGGGGCGAAUGGAUUGUGAGGAGAUUGCCGAGGCAAUGUGUGAGUUUGCCGGGAGAGGACAAGAGGAGGGAGUCAGGCGAGAGUAUGAGGCUAAGAUUGUGGAGGGGGUGAUGAGGUAUCGGUUGAGCGGAGUGGGGGUGGUGGCAAAGCGACCGACGGCGGAGAAGUUGGUGACAGAGGUAGUGGGGGUAGAGAGUGGGGCGUUGUUCUAUGCGUUGGUUGAUUGGGUGGAAAGGGCAAGGGAGAAGGAGAAGAAAGAGGGCGUGGGGAAGGAGGUGUACGCCGCCGUCGGGGCGGGCGUGCUUUGCGGGUUGCUCAUGCCAAUUGGGAGGAAGUGAUUCCUGAGGAGAGGGCAUUUUUGCAACUUCAAUUGCCUUUCUUGCUUUCUUCAGGUCUCUUCUCGCUCCUCGUGGAGAAGCACUGGCUGUAAAGGAAACUCAAGGCA